Molecule: messenger RNA, 3032 nt
Organism: Cebus imitator (Panamanian white-faced capuchin)
Lineage: Eukaryota; Metazoa; Chordata; Mammalia; Primates; Cebidae
Gene: SMARCC2
Product: SWI/SNF related, matrix associated, actin dependent regulator of chromatin subfamily c member 2
Exons: 25
Coding region: 108-3017 (969 amino acids)
Biological process (GO): positive regulation of DNA-templated transcription
Cellular component (GO): npBAF complex; SWI/SNF complex; nBAF complex
Molecular function (GO): histone binding; nucleosomal DNA binding
Source: RefSeq, a predicted model, not a curated record
GGCGGCCGCGGCGGCGGGAGGCGGCGGGAGGCGGGCGGAGGAGGAGGCAGAGGAGGCGGGAGCUGAGCUGAGUGGGGCGGGCGGCGGCGGGGCCCGAGCCCGAGAAGAUGGCGGUGCGGAAGAAGGACGGCGGCCCCAACGUGAAGUAUUAUGAGGCCGCGGACACCGUGACCCAGUUCGACAACGUGCGGCUGUGGCUCGGCAAGAACUACAAGAAGUAUAUACAAGCUGAACCACCCACCAACAAGUCCCUGUCUAGCCUGGUUGUACAGUUGCUACAAUUUCAGGAAGAAGUUUUUGGCAAACAUGUCAGCAAUGCACCGCUCACUAAACUGCCGGUGAGUGCAGAAGUUGGGGGGAGGGAGAUCGCACCAUGCCUUCACCUCAUCUGCACACCGGAGCUAUACCACUCACUAGAUUAUUGCCUCUUCACAAGGCGGCGUUACGAUUUCCAGAAUCCAUCACGCAUGGACCGCAAUGUGGAAAUGUUUAUGACCAUUGAGAAGUCCUUGGUGCAGAAUAAUUGCUUGUCUCGACCUAACAUUUUUCUGUGCCCAGAAAUUGAGCCCAAACUACUAGGGAAAUUAAAGGACAUUAUCAAGAGACACCAGGGAACAGUCACUGAGGAUAAGAACAAUGCCUCCCAUGUUGUGUAUCCUGUCCCGGGAAAUCUAGAAGAAGAGGAAUGGGUACGACCAGUCAUGAAGAGGGAUAAGCAGGUUCUUCUGCACUGGGGCUACUAUCCUGACAGUUAUGACACAUGGAUCCCAGCAAGUGAAAUUGAAGCAUCUGUGGAAGAUGCUCCAACUCCUGAGAAACCUAGGAAGGUUCAUGCAAAGUGGAUCCUAGACACUGACACCUUCAAUGAAUGGAUGAAUGAGGAAGACUAUGAAGUAAAUGAUGACAAAAACCCCGUCUCCCGCCGAAAGAAGAUUUCAGCCAAGACAUUGACAGAUGAGGUGAACAGCCCAGAUUCAGAUCGACGGGACAAGAAGGGGGGAAACUAUAAGAAGAGGAAGCGCUCCCCUUCUCCUUCACCAACCCCAGAAGCGAAGAAGAAAAAUGCUAAGAAAGGUCCCUCAACACCUUACACUAAGUCAAAGCGUGGUCACAGAGAAGAGGAGCAAGAAGACCUGACGAAGGACAUGGACGAGCCCUCGCCAGUCCCCAAUGUAGAAGAGGUGACACUUCCCAAAACAGUCAACACAAAGAAAGACUCAGAGUCAGCCCCAGUCAAAGGCGGCACCAUGACUGACCUGGAUGAACAGGAAGAUGAAAGCAUGGAGACGACGGGCAAGGAUGAGGAUGAGAACAGCACAGGGAACAAGGGGGAGCAGACCAAGAAUCCAGAUCUGCAUGAGGACAACGUGACAGAACAGACCCACCACAUCAUCAUUCCCAGCUACGCGGCCUGGUUCGACUACAAUAGCGUUCAUGCCAUUGAGCGGAGGGCUCUUCCUGAGUUCUUCAACGGCAAGAACAAGUCCAAGACUCCAGAGAUCUACCUGGCCUAUCGAAACUUUAUGAUUGACACUUACCGACUGAACCCCCAAGAAUAUCUUACCUCUACUGCCUGCCGCCGAAACCUGGCAGGUGAUGUCUGUGCCAUCAUGAGAGUCCAUGCCUUCCUAGAACAAUGGGGUCUUAUUAACUAUCAGGUGGAUGCUGAGAGUCGACCAACCCCAAUGGGGCCUCCGCCUACCUCUCACUUCCAUGUCUUGGCUGACACACCAUCAGGGCUGGUGCCUCUGCAGCCCAAGACCCCGCAGGGCCGCCAGGUUGAUGCUGAUACCAAGGCUGGGCGAAAGGGCAAAGAGCUGGAUGACCUGGUGCCAGAGACGGCUAAGGGCAAGCCAGAGCUGCAGACCUCUGCUUCCCAACAAAUGCUCAACUUUCCUGACAAAGGCAAAGAGAAACCAACAGACAUGCAAAACUUUGGGCUGCGCACAGACAUGUACACAAAAAAGAAUGUCCCCUCCAAGAGCAAAGCUGCAGCCAGUGCCACUCGUGAGUGGACAGAACAGGAAACCCUGCUUCUCCUGGAGGCACUGGAAAUGUACAAAGAUGACUGGAACAAAGUGUCCGAGCAUGUGGGAAGCCGCACACAGGACGAGUGCAUCUUGCAUUUUCUUCGUCUUCCCAUUGAAGACCCAUACCUGGAGGACUCAGAGGCCUCCCUAGGCCCCCUGGCCUACCAACCCAUCCCCUUCAGUCAGUCGGGCAACCCUGUUAUGAGCACUGUUGCCUUCCUGGCCUCUGUCGUCGAUCCCCGAGUCGCCUCUGCUGCUGCAAAGUCAGCCCUAGAGGAGUUCUCCAAAAUGAAGGAAGAGGUACCCACGGCCUUGGUGGAGGCCCAUGUUCGGAAAGUGGAAGAAGCAGCCAAAGUAACAGGCAAGGCGGACCCCGCCUUUGGUCUGGAAAGCAGUGGCAUUGCAGGAACCACCUCUGAUGAGCCUGAGCGGAUUGAGGAGAGUGGGAAUGACGAGGCUCGGGUGGAAGGCCAGGCCACAGAUGAGAAGAAGGAGCCCAAGGAACCCCGAGAAGGAGGGGGUGCUAUAGAGGAGGAAGCAAAGGAGAAAACCAGUGAGGCUCCCAAGAAGGAUGAAGAGAAAGGGAAAGAAGGCGACAGCGAGAAGGAGUCCGAGAAGAGUGAUGGAGACCCAAUAGUUGAUCCUGAGAAGGAGAAGGAGCCAAAAGAAGGGCAGGAGGAAGUGCUGAAGGAAGUGGUGGAGUCUGAGGGGGAAAGGAAGACAAAGGUGGAGCGGGACAUUGGCGAGGGCAACCUCUCCACCGCCGCCGCUGCCGCCCUGGCUGCCGCCGCAGUGAAAGCCAAGCACUUGGCUGCCGUUGAGGAAAGGAAGAUCAAAUCUUUGGUGGCCCUGCUGGUGGAGACCCAGAUGAAAAAGUUGGAGAUCAAACUUCGGCACUUUGAGGAGCUGGAGACUAUCAUGGACCGGGAGCGAGAAGCGGUGAGUAGCAGGAGCCCUGGAACUCUGCUGUGCUGUGCCUCAGUUUAAAAUUGGAGGGGCGUG